AUGGUGCACCCACAGAAGCGCCAACUCGUCAACAAAUGUAUCGAAGGCGUCACCGGGAGGAUCAUAGAGCUGCGGCACGAACUGUUUCGCAUUAACAUGAGCGAGUACGCCCCGUUCGGUCCCUUCUGUGUGGAGCAGCAGAUACUGCCCUCUGACCUGGAUAUGGAACUUUCCAGAACGUUCCGGUACGAUAAAGUGCAGAGAUUACAGCGGAGAGCGGAUUUGCUGGAUUACAUUUUAGUCUCCAUGGGCAAAUCCGACGAUGUGGACUCGAUGUCCGUCUCCACACAGAUGAACCCGGACUUCAAGAUCCAAGAGCCGUCCACAGCCUACAACAGCCAACAGCCUACACGGCCUCCGUCUGUCAGUGACCAAAUUCAAAUGAAGCGGAAAAACGUCAACUGGAGGAAAGUGCUAUCCCAGUUCAAGAUCUUCCAGAACCGGUUGGUCCUGGUCAACAUGAGAUCCUACACAGACGGGUUCCUCAACAUGGCCUUUCGGGGAAAGUAUCCCCAGGAGCUGGAACAGGCCGAACAGCAAGUGGUCCUCCAAAGGAUCCAGACGGCCCAGGAGCAUGCAGACGAGUACGUGCAGCGAGUGAUUCUGGAGACAGAGACCCUUCAGGACAGUGAUGCAGCCAGGAACCUAGCGGAAGACAUCCAACGGAACAUCUUACAGUGGAUGCUGGAGUGCCGUGCGGUUACCGGCACCUUCCCAGAGUACCCUGCUGUAGACCUUGGUGGCGCAGCAGCCAUAUUUUCCCACAAAACUCUGGAGGAGGUCGCCGAUGAACUAGAUUUCGGUGUCGACGAGAAGGCCAGAGCUAAAGCCAAAGGAAAAGCCAAAGAAAGAAAGCCUGGUAAAAAAGAGCUUCCCGAGGGCUUCACCAUGAGGACUUCAAACUUCUUAGAUGACGUCCUCGUGGAUGUUAGCAUCGAGUACGACGCCUACUGGAAGUUUCGAGACGAGAGCAGCAACUUCAAGCAGGACUUCUCCCUGAACCUGCUCACACAGCGGGUCCAUGAAAACCUCGAGGACAUCCUUCGAGAGCAGAUUGACGAAGAGAUGAGACAGCAGCUGGACAUCCUAACUAUGGCCGUAGAAAAGACCAGAAUGGCCAAAGCGAAACCAAAGAAAGUUAAACCAGAGAAGAAGAAAAAGAAGGACAAAAGGAAACGGCUGAAAGAUUUAACCCCGAAUGUAGAAAUGGAGGAUCUCUUCUCAGAGUUGGUCAGAAAUGACGUCAUCAAGAGAGUCCGGCCCUUGACCCUCAACGAUUUCAUAGGAGAUGUGAACUUGGUCGCUGAGGGCGACAGCGCCAGACUCCAAUGUCAACCAGACUUAGGAGAUAUCAGAAAAAUGAUAUUUGACUUCGUGAUCCUGCCCAUGAGCAACGGGACGGUGCGGGAGCGAGUGCCGUGCUGCAAGUCCCUGCUAAUCGUAGGUCCCCAUGGAUGUGGUAAGAAGAUGCUUGUCCAUGCUAUCUGCAACGAGCUGGGCGCCAACCUGUUUGACCUGACGGCCCACAAUAUCCGGGAUGCGUACACUGAUCGGGACGGUCCGCAGAUGUUGAUGCAUCUUGUGAUGAAGGUUGGAAAGGCACUGGAACCUUCAGUUAUCUUCAUCGACGACUGCGAAUUGAUGUUCACCAAAAAACUGCCGCCAGAAGUCAAGAGUAGCCCAGCCAGAAUCAAGAGCAGCCUGGUCAAAGCCAUGAAGACCGUGGGGCUGGACGAUCGCAUCAUGCUGAUUGGCACCACCAGCAGACCCUACCUCGCCGCUAAAGGCCCGCUUCUGAAGAUGUACGAGAGGGUUGUCUUCAUCUACCCGCCCGCCUACGCCAGCCGCUACACACUUUGGCGCUCGGCCAUCCGACUGUACGAGGGCGUGGUCACACGGUCGUUGAUGCUAAGUACCUUAGCUCAGAUUUCCAGCAAUUUCACCGCCAACGACAUUUUCAACACGGCCAGGCAGGUAUUGACGGCCAAACGACUGAAGCGACAGAACAUCAAGCCCCUGCACACGAUUGAGUUCGGAGACGUGCUCUCGGAGUCAACGCCCAUCUACGUGGAGGAGCUUGACGCCCUGGUCACCUGGCUGAAGGAGACGCCGCUGUCUAAGAAGAGAGAGGAGGUCAGAGCUCUAGAGGCAGCCGGAAUCAAUAUCUUCGACAUGUUAUAG
Molecule: messenger RNA, 2181 nt
Organism: Candidula unifasciata
Lineage: Eukaryota; Metazoa; Mollusca; Gastropoda; Stylommatophora; Geomitridae
Source: the annotation of a GenBank genome assembly